Molecule: messenger RNA, 1234 nt
Organism: Psammomys obesus (fat sand rat)
Lineage: Eukaryota; Metazoa; Chordata; Mammalia; Rodentia; Muridae
Product: membrane-spanning 4-domains subfamily A member 4D-like
Exons: 7
Coding region: 118-792 (224 amino acids)
Cellular component (GO): Golgi apparatus; membrane
Source: RefSeq, a predicted model, not a curated record
GGGUGUGGGGUGGUCUCCAGCGCUGAACAAACACUCUGAGGUGCCUUCCCAGAGCCUGGCCCUCCGCAGACACAGAGAGCAGCACUGCAACCUGGAAGGAGCACUGUUUCUGCUACCAUGGAAACCAUUCAAGGAAUAGAACAGACUAUAGGGGUGGUCCCUGGAGGUACUCAGCCCUCGAAGAAAUCUGUUAUAAGGUCUCAACUGUGGAAGGAGAGCACAGAGAAGUUCAUGAAGGGGGAACCCAAAGUCCUCGGGGCUGUACAAGUUAUGAUUGCUCUCAUAAACCUGAGCAUAGGAAUCAUAUUGAUCUGCACAUCAUUACGUGAUAUACCACCCAUUUCAUUGAUAUUAGGGGUCCCAGCUUGGGGGCCACUGAUGUUCAUAAUCUCAGGAUCCUUGUCAAUCGCUGCAGCAAUAAAACCUACAAAGAGACUGGUCACCGUCAGUCUAGUUUUCAACACCAUCAGUGCUGUGCUGGCUAUAACCGCAAGCAUUAUGAGUGUCGUCAGUGUGGUUGUGUGUUUGCAUACUCCCCGUCUUAAUUUGGUAGCAGGUAUAGAUUCCUUGAUGCUCAUUUUAAAUUUGCUAGAAUUCUGCAUUGCUGUGUCUGUCUCGGCCUUUGGAUGUAAAGUAACCUGUUGUGACACCAGUGAGGUUGUUGUAGUUCAAUCAUCAAAUCCUGCUAGGACAGCAAUGGCACUCCCUGUGCUACUUCAACCAUUGGCACCACCAGAAUACCAAGGAAUAAAUGUUCCAGAAAACCCUACAUGGACCCCACUGGAGAAUUAGUCUAAGUCUGAUGCGUGUGGGGUAGUAGUAGGUGGGGGGUUGUGAUUUCAAAAUCAUAUUCUCAUUGUUUGUUUUCCUGGGAAAUUAACUCUUCAUUGCACUGAUUUUUGGUAAAUGUAUCAGUCAUGCUAUACAUGGAUAAAUCAAGCAUUUACUAUGUCAAUAACACGUUAACAUCUUCCACUCAUUGUGUGAACAAGGGGUAUUGAAUUGGCAAAGAAAUCUUGAAUGCAAACUGAAAACAAAACAAAACAAAAACAACUAUGUAUUAGUGAAAUAAGGUCUCCAAAGAGUGACAACUACAAUUCGUAUUUUAUUUGGAACUUUUGCUAAAUCAGUAGAUUUAGCUGGUCAUGAUAGUGUACAGACACUUAAAUUAUGUAAGACCACAGGUAUGUUCAAUUACUAUAGCAGCUAAUUUUGAUCUCUAUGCUUAUUUACA